Acanthopagrus latus (yellowfin seabream) is the source of this 2571-nucleotide messenger RNA. RefSeq names its product glucocorticoid modulatory element-binding protein 1-like. The record is from RefSeq and is a predicted model, not a curated record. Gene Ontology annotation, molecular function: RNA polymerase II cis-regulatory region sequence-specific DNA binding; DNA-binding transcription activator activity, RNA polymerase II-specific. The transcript is spliced from 10 exons. Gene Ontology annotation, biological process: positive regulation of transcription by RNA polymerase II. Bases 264 to 1955 code for a protein of 563 amino acids. Gene Ontology annotation, cellular component: nucleus. Lineage: Eukaryota; Metazoa; Chordata; Actinopteri; Spariformes; Sparidae.
GAUCUUUAAGCGUGUGCGGCGCCGUGGCUCAGAGGUGCUCAGACAAAGCCGCGCGCUCGCACAUAAGAGCAGUUUGACCGAUUUACACAUCGCGUGCGAACUAACCGCUUCUCGUGACAGCGGGACAGAUGCUUCUCAGGCAAACGCUGCCUUCACUGCAGGAAGUGUGGCGAGGCAGCACAGCGCAUGCUCUCGUGCCUCUCCGACGAGCGGAGGAUGAAUUAUCCCCUGCUGUAACACGGUAGGUAAAAAACAAACAAACAAUGACAAUAUGCUUUAAAAGUAGCAGGUGGUGUGUCAGACUUCCAGGUGGACCCUGUGUGUGGAAGAGGAGCGCGCGCCGUCGCACCCGUUGUUGGCCGGGGUGUGCGUGCCGCCGCACCAACAGACGUCAGCUCGAGUGGCUGAAGGAGGCUCUGCGGGGAAGGGUGAUGGCGGGUGCUGAGGUCGUUGUGUCUUCAGGGAAUCUCAUGACGGUGAGAGAAGAGGAGGGGGAGUCCAGUGGCAACAACCAUAAGACUCAAGUCAUCCUGCACCUGCAGCCCAUCCUGCACGGGAUAAAUGAUGACAUUGCUGACACUGGCACCACAGUCUUGGCCAUAGAGACACACCAUGACGACAGUAAAGCAGAAGGAGAGGAGGUGGAGUACGGCUACCCCAUCACCUGUGGAGACAGCAGGGCGGUUCUGCUAUUCAAGAAGUUUGUGUGCCCUGGAAUUAAUGUCAGAUGUGUCAAAUUCAAUGACCAGCUCAUCAGUCCUAAGCAGUUUGUGCACCUGGCAGGGAAAGCCACUCUGAAGGACUGGAAGAGGGCCAUCAGACUGGGAGGUGUAAUGCUCAGGAAGAUGAUGGACUCCGGCCAGAUAGAUUUCUACCAGCAUGACACCGUGUGCAGCAACACCUGCCGCAGCACUAAAUUUGAUGUGCUGAUCAACAGCACGCGGCUUCCUCCGGGGACCUUGGUGCAGCCGAGCCCGUCGUGUCUGGCUCUCGACCCUCUUGGAGGACAGGUGCCUCCCCUGACAGGAGAGGUUGUGCAUGAUGCCGUAGAGGCGGAGGAGCCCUUGGAGGAGAAGUUCAGCCCAACAGCAGAGUGGAGCGCUGGUCCAGCUCGGCAUGGAAAUCCCACAACAGCCAAUGGACAUGCUGCAAAGAGAAAGAGGGCUGACACACCUGACGGAGUGUUGAGCCUGUGGAAGGGUGUUGCAGACUCGGGGCUGAUGGGGGAGGUUCUGUCCAGUCUGCAGACUGAGUUAUUAGCCACUUUGAAAGGCGUGGAGGUUCGCAGUGAGAAGGCCGACCUGCAGGAGACAGAUGCCGUCAUACUCAAUUCCCUGUGUAAGAUGUGUGGGCUUUUAGACUCAGUGAAGCAAGCUCUGGACCUGAAGCGCAGCCAGGAUGAAGAGAACAAAAUCCAUAACAAUGAUUAUGUGUUGGAUGACAUUUUGGAGGAACAGAGGAAGCAGAGUUGUGAUAAAAGCACCUCUUACAAAGUUAAGUCCUUGAAACACCUACGACCUCAACGUCACAGCCCAUCAAACAGCCAAACCCACAGCUUUCUUUCCCCCAUCCCGUCCAGGCCAAUGAUCCAGCCUCUCUCUGUUACUGGUUUGUCUACGGCAUCUUACGCUCAGCUCACCAUCAACCCUCAUCUCUUCACCCAUUUCUCUCAUCACCAUGCCAGAGCUGGCAGGAUGGACCGAGAUGGCCAUAGCAGCACGCUAGAGAGGGAGCAUGAGCUCAGUGAGAACCAGGAGAAGCUUCACAGGCUCAGACAGGAGGGCGUGGACAAAGAGGACGCCUCAGGGACCCACAAAGAGCUUGGACAGAGGACUGUUCAGUUUCAACCAGACCAUCACUUUAGAAGUGAGGGAGUGGAGGGGACAGAGGGCAUGCAUGACAUUGAAAAGGUGGUUAUAGGAAGAAAGGCAUCAAAGAAACAUAAAAUCAAGUGAGGGAGAGAGACAAUCCCAAAGGGCCGCUGGAUUAGGUGAGGGAACAUGCCUGAGGCCUGAAGACUGACAGGGGAAAAGAUUUAAAAAACAGCGUGCUGUCGUCAAACUACUUUUUUUCUUGUGGUCUCAUUUAUAAAUUGUGGUUACUUCAGUUGUGGUUACUUCAGAGAUGUUACUGGCACUGAUUUGUUCACAAAGAGCAUUUUGGAUAUUGUUUUCUUACAUUUUAUCAACUUCAAACACAGCAGAGGUGGAAUGAUUAGUUGAUCCAUCAUUAAUUAUUUGACAGAGAGAAGAUUAAUUUGCAAGGAUUUUGAUAAUCGAUCAGUUAUUUCAUUUAAGCAAAAAUUCCCAAAAUGCACUGGCCCCCACUUCUCAUAUGUGAAUACUAUUUGUUUUUCUUGAGCAUUAAAGCAUGUAAACCUAUUUAGGUAGUAAUCCCAAAAUGAAAUUAUGAACCUAAUUUAAUUAAGAUUUAAAUCUUUAGUUGCCGAAUACACAGACUUGUUUUCUCUUCAUUUAUUGUAUAUAGUAUUAACACCAGGUUUGGGUGAGAGUUUCUCAAAAAUUCUAAGAUGCCUUUAAGAUGUCUGUAAAUAUAUUGACCUUGCUAAAA